UGAUCUGCAGUCAGUUCCACCUGAUUAGGAGUUGUUUGUGGAGGAAUAGAGCGAAUAGAGGGAACAAAUGGUGGUUGGUGGCGCAAGAGCAGACAUGAACGUCACCAGACACUGUCUUAACAACUAGCUGAACACAAGCUUGAAGAGCAGUCAUCACCUGGAACCGGAGAACAAGCAAGAACAUGGAGCUUCAUUGGUGGAAAGCUGGCUUGGUUGUGUUGGCUGUACUUCUGAAUGCUACAGGCUCACUCUCCCAGUCUGCGUGUGGUCAAGCUCCAUUAAACACCAAGAUUGUGGGUGGGAAUACUGCUGUCAGUGGGUCAUGGCCAUGGCAGGUCAGCAUCCAGUCUCUCGGAAGACAUUUCUGCGGUGGAAGCCUGAUCAAUAACAACUGGAUCCUGUCUGCUGCUCACUGUUUUCAAAGUUCCCAGACCAGUACCCUUGCUUUCCUCAGAGUCUCUCUGGGAAAGCAAAGCCUGCAGACACCAGAGUCGAACAGUCUGACCAUUACAGUCGCACAAAUCAUCAAUCACCCCUCUUAUGUCUCCAGCGCUCAUGACAAUGACAUUGCACUUCUACAGCUUUCCUCUUCAGUCACUUUCUCAGACUACAUCCAGCCAGUGUGCUUGGCAGCAGCUGGCAGCACUCUGGGGUCUGGCACUCUUGUCUGGGUCACUGGAUGGGGAGACAUCAGCUCUGAUGUGAGCCUACCAGACCCACAAAACCUCCAGGAGGUAGAGCUGCCAAUCGUCAGUAACACAGCAUGCACAUCAGCCUAUGGAUCUGGCUCCAUCACUAGCAAUAUGAUGUGCGCUGGCCUCUCUCAGGGGGGAAAGGAUUCAUGCCAGGGUGACUCUGGAGGCCCACUGGUCAUCAAGCAGAGCACAGGCUGGACUCAGGCUGGUAUUGUAAGCUUUGGUUACGGCUGUGCUCUGCCUAAAAUUCCCGGCGUGUACGCCAGAGUGUCUGAAUACCAAAACUGGAUCAACUCUCGGAUCGGCAGCAGCCAACCUGGAUACGUUACAGUGACAGCCAGCGGCGGCUCCAGGAUCUUCUCCCAGUCCCUGUCACUUUCCUUGUGUAUCGUCCCCUUCCUACUGUCUCUCUAUAUCUUUUGAUGUCAAGUGAAGUGAAGUGAGACUCGCACAUACACACAUGAAGAAUAUACCAGAAUAAAAUUGAUUUUUUAUGAAUAAGUCUUACUGAAGGACUAAACAUACUAAUAAUGAAGAAUGCUAAUUGUAUCUAUAAUUGUAAUUGUCAUCUGUAUUAUAUCACUUGUGCGGUUCUGUUUUUUUACCUAUUACAUUUUUAAUGGGCAAAUUCAUAUUAAGCUGCAUAAAAUUGUAUACAUUAACAGCACCUGCUGUAUCAGGUUUGAUUGGCAUUUCCAAUAAAUCCAGGUGAUCCAUUACUGAAGGUUCAGCCUCCAGGUGGAUCUGCCAUGAUAACUAUUUUUGUUUGGAUGAUAUAUUGUAUCAGAAAUGAUUGCAAUAAACAAUAUUGUUGUCA
Messenger RNA from Astyanax mexicanus (Mexican tetra), 1512 nucleotides. RefSeq names its product serine protease. The coding region runs from base 183 to 1118 and encodes 311 amino acids. Gene Ontology annotation, molecular function: serine-type endopeptidase activity. Gene Ontology annotation, biological process: proteolysis. Lineage: Eukaryota; Metazoa; Chordata; Actinopteri; Characiformes; Acestrorhamphidae. The record is from RefSeq and is a predicted model, not a curated record. The transcript has 6 exons.